Molecule: messenger RNA, 384 nt
Organism: Pipistrellus nathusii (Nathusius's pipistrelle)
Lineage: Eukaryota; Metazoa; Chordata; Mammalia; Chiroptera; Vespertilionidae
Source: the annotation of a GenBank genome assembly
AUGGUUGGUGUUGGCAAUGCGGUGCUGAUGGCCGUGGUAGUGGAACAGCAGGAGUCUGGAGGUGGAAAGGGCCGUAGUUCCAAGAAGAAGUCCAGAAGGCAUAGCGGGCGCAAAGAAACCUACUCAAUGUCUAUCUACAAGGUGCUAAAGCAGGUGCUCCCUGACAUCGGCAUCUCUUCCAAGGCAAUGAGCACCAUGCACUCACCAGUGAAUGACGUGUUUGAGCGGCUGGCCCAGUACUCAGGCCGAACCACACUGAGGACCCGGGAAGUCCAGCCGGCAGUGCGCCUGCUGCUGCCUGGGGAGCUGGCCGAGCACGCCUGUCCCAGGGCACCAAUCUGUCACCAAGUACACCAGCUCCGAGUGACCUGGGGCCUAAGCUAA